AUGCCAUUCUUGUUUCCUGGAUAUAUUGUCUUGGGUCAGUCGUUGAACAGGAAACUGUCAUUUCCCAUAUUUAAUCCAAAACUAUUCUCUUUAGGAGCUGAGUACAGCUGGCCAAAGGCCCCUCCGGAGGUGGGACUUGUUUUGAAACAAGGAUACUUGGAAAAGAGAUCCAGAGACCCUAAAAUCUUUGGUUCAGAAUGGCAGAAGCGAUGGUGCGUCCUCGACCAGGUGACCUUCUACUACUAUGCAAAUGAAAAAAGCAAGCAUCCGAAAGGCAUGUUCCCAAUCGAGAACUACCGUGCUGGACUGGCUUCCUACCUACGCAAGGAUGCCCGAAAAGAUUGCUGUUUUGAACUGAUGUGUCCUGGCAAGCGUACCUACGAGUUCACAGCUCCCAGCCCUGAAGAAGCCAAGGACUGGGUGGAUCAUAUCCUGUUUCUGCUAAAGGAUAUGAGGUCCCUUGUUAUCCCUUAUGAGGAGGAUGUCAAAGAAGAAACCUAUGAUGACAUCGACAGUUUUGAUUCCUCAAAUAGGACACUUAAGGAUUCUUUUCAGAACAUGGAAGAAGAGGAGACUGAAGAAGACUGCAAAGAAGGCAUUUAUGAAAUCUUACCAGAUGAGGAACUUGGCUUGACUCCUCUGGACAACAUUGAAGAUGCUGACGAGUUGGAGCAGGCAGAAGGCUUCGCAAGAAGUUACGCCAAUUACUACCAAGCACUGUGGGACUGUACCGGUGGCCGUCCUGAUGAGCUGACCUUCCAACGGGGAGAUCUGGUCAAUAUCCUUAGCAAGGAAUACAAUAUGCACGGCUGGUGGGUCGGAGAGCUGAACCAUGUGGUGGGGAUUGUCCCCAAGGAAUAUCUCAUGCCGGCCUACGAUGUGGAAGGCGUAUGAACAGCAGAUCUCUGUGGGUCCCACCUCUUCCCAUUGCUCUACUUUGCUGACCCAACAGAUGUGCUUCUUUGCUAUUCCUAAGACACACAUGUACACCACAAGAUAUGCGUAUGUCCCUUGACCCACACCAGGACUCUUACAAAAGCAAUACCCUCUCUCUCGUUCCUUUGGGCUUUUCACACUGAGAUUUACAUUCUAAACUUUGCCUCGCUACUUUCUCUGUCCAGCUCCAUCCACCGCCUGCCUUCAUUCUGGAAGUUUACUCAGACCUGAGAUCAUUGGAAUUUCCAAACAUGUAAUAGUAGGAAGUAUUUUUGUUCCCAGAACACUCAAAAGGAAUCAGUAAGUUUUGACGAGAAUCCAAA
Sphaerodactylus townsendi is the source of this 1259-nucleotide messenger RNA. It is a transcript of the gene SKAP1, whose product is annotated as src kinase associated phosphoprotein 1. Gene Ontology annotation, molecular function: protein binding. The transcript has 9 exons. Bases 1 to 894 code for a protein of 297 amino acids. The record is from RefSeq and is a predicted model, not a curated record. Lineage: Eukaryota; Metazoa; Chordata; Lepidosauria; Squamata; Sphaerodactylidae. Gene Ontology annotation, cellular component: cytoplasm; plasma membrane.